This is a messenger RNA of Aspergillus novofumigatus IBT 16806, 2017 nucleotides long. RefSeq lists its product as uncharacterized. The record is from RefSeq and is a predicted model, not a curated record. The coding region runs from base 259 to 1788 and encodes 509 amino acids. The transcript is spliced from 6 exons. NCBI's taxonomy places the organism in Eukaryota, Fungi, Ascomycota, Eurotiomycetes, Eurotiales, Aspergillaceae.
AGAAAAACAUGAAUCUAUGAUCACACAUUUCGAUUCCGUCAUUCUUUCUCGUUGAACCAUCAAUUCUCAUCAAUUUCGACCGCGCCUACCAUUCUCAGUAUCGCGUAUUACGGCUCAUAUCUACCAAACUCCUAGGAAAGUGCGCCUGGCCGCGGACAGAAACCACCUCCAGUUUAUCAUUGUCUUCUUCUGUGUUUCUUCAACAUAAUUAAUUUCAUACGAAGGAUUCUGGCAAGCUCUACGCCUCGCACGAGCACGAUGGAAAAUCCCUUCACGUGUCCCCGCGUCGAUACAAUUCAGUGUUUAGCAAGGAUUCUCGAGGAACAGCGCGUCGUGCAUGUCCGUGGAACCCCGACGUCUGGCAAAACAACGAUGGCUGGGCUAUUAAAGUCGCACUACGACAGUCAGGGUAUACCCAGUGUAUACUUUGCAGAUUGGGCUUCGGAUGGAAGCAGACCAGUGAUGAAUAUACUGGUUGAACAAGCCCGCAGUAUUGGUUACACGGUUGAUCAUACAACGCUUUACAAAGCCGACAUUGUCUUCAUCAUUGACUCAGCUCAGAUGACAUACCACGACAAUGGUUUUUGGCUCGGUCUUGUUAAAACACAAAGCGGAAGAAGGUCUGGCCCACAAAUAUGCAUCUUCAGCAGCUAUGGAAAUGCUGUUGUUGGGCGUACACUUGCCUAUUUGGGUGUGCAACAGAGAGUUUCGAUCACACCAUCAAAGAUCGAGUUUGCACCAGAAAUAUCGCUUUUCUAUAACAGGGCCGAAUUUGACGAUGUUGUCGACCGAGCAUGUACUGACCCGAUUCGCCCCCUCAGACUUGAGCUCAGUGCGCGAGACGUCAUAUUCACAGUAACAAAUGGUCAGCCAGGCAGCGUGAAGUCGGUGUUGAAGCUCGUUGCCCAAUGCUAUCGUUCUCAACUAAAGCAAAGGGAGAUAGAGUCCGUUACGCAGGAACACAUUAUGAGCCUCCUUGAAAAUGAAGACCGGCUUUUCCGAUAUUUGGCGCAGAUGCCCGUACAACGAUCUUUUAUCAACCGGCGUGAGCUAACAGUGGAAGCUGCUGAUAUUCUACGUGAAGUACUUGCAAACGGAAGUGUACCCUGGGACCUUACGAAUAACGGCGUUCGUCUCUGCUACGAGAAAGGAUGGCUCCACUCAGAGCCACUUAGCUGGGAUAAUCUGGACAUCCGCUGCGUAUUUCCCACACAUCUCCAUGCAAAAUACGUGGAACACUUCCUUACGGACUCGCCCUGCCCAUUUCCGAGUGAGAAAUACCCUGACAUCAAGACGUUGACCGCAAGCGUCGUGAAGCAGUUUUCGCCUCGAGCACUUUCCUCUACUACAAGGAUUGGGACUGCGGCUGUUAUCCGCCCAAUUGAAGCUGCAUAUCAGGAUGAGUUUUGCCGUGCAAUACAUACAGUUCUUGGAACUUCGACAAAGAUAACAAGUGAAUGGUCGGGAGACAACAGUGGGAGGAUUGAUUUCAGGCUGGUAUCCCAUGGAUGGGGAUUCGAAAUACUCAGAGAGGGAGACCGCUUGGCAGAACAUUGUGAACGAUUUGCACCCGGCGGUCGUUAUUACAAAUUCGUACAAGAUGGUCAGAUCAGGGACUGGGUGAUCCUUGAUUGUCGGACCAGCAGACCUCGGCCAUAUGGUGGCGCGGGUCACAGCAAUCUGUGGCGAGUGGUCUUCGCUCCAGACUUCCUUUCAGCAGAGAUCUUGGACUCUUCUAAUCACGUUGUAUUUGAGAGAUUCCCCUUGGCGUCACAGCUUCCUUGUUAACCCCUCUGCCUGCUAAUCCAGGCUAUGGCAAUGAACGGAACACAUGGUUUACUGGCUGGGCAAAUGGACAAUGCAUGAGAGCUGGCAACAUACUAGAGGCUUUACCUUAGCAUCGGUAUGACUACUAUACUGGCAUGGAUAUACUGGCAUUGGUAUCCCUACUAUGCUAGUAUCCGACAUGCGUAGUAUACUUUUGGUAGCCCUAUAUGUGAUGUUGCUGUGUUUUAGG